Molecule: messenger RNA, 3508 nt
Organism: Zootoca vivipara (common lizard)
Lineage: Eukaryota; Metazoa; Chordata; Lepidosauria; Squamata; Lacertidae
Gene: C10H18orf54
Product: chromosome 10 C18orf54 homolog
Source: RefSeq, a predicted model, not a curated record
CGGCGCCAUUUCGGGAAGAGGCGGCUUUUUUCCCCGUUUCAAACGUUUUUCGGGCGGGAGGAAGAGGCGCCGACUGAAGCGGAAACAUGUCUAGCGGUUCCAGGAAUCCAAUUUGGUGAAAUGUGUAAUGGCUUGCUUGAUUAAAAAAGGCAGCGUCUACUCUCCGGAAUCAACUGUUUCUUGUCUUCUGGCAGAUUGUAGCCUUAGCAAUAGUAGUUGCUCCUUGAAAUCCCACAGUUCAAUUCAGUACAAGGACAGGCUCUAUAGGUCUGCAUCUCAAGCAUUGGAGGCCUAUAUUGAAGAUUUCGAUCUCAGCCUUGCAUCGCCAGAAGUAAGACCUGGAAAAAUCUGCAUUACGCAGAGUACUCGUAAAGACCUAAGGUCCUUGGAGGGCAGUUUCAAGCGCAAAUAUGCUUUGGAGAAAUUUGAGCAGCAAGCCAUAUUAGGGUCAGUUGUGCCACAUCUGAGGAGAAAAAAUGCCUAUGAUGCAGAUAUGCUUAGUCUCACUACUGAUGAUCUUCUAGCAUUCCCUGCAGAUGGUUCUUUACCUUUUAUCCAUGCUGCUGCCUUAAGACCUGUGCCUCAAAGUAUCAACCGGAACAGGAAGUCGUUGACAGCAUCUGCUUCCUGUGCUCAUCAGGCUUCAUCCUUUGGCAAUGAAAAAGCAUCAAAUUUUCCUGAAAAUCCAGGUUCCCCUUCAUAUCAACAGUCUUGCAGAAAUGUGAACACACAACACAGAUUUCACAGAUAUGACUCUGGGCAUUCUGUGAAGGACCACCUCAUGGAAGAAGACAGCUCAGAGUCUGUAUUUCAUAAGAACUAUCCAAGGUGGCUUACAAGCCAGAAAUCUGACUUAAGUGUUUCAGGGAUAAGCAGCAUUCCCAAUUUCAAGUAUCCAAUCUGGCUGAAGAGUCAUAAUCUCUUGCCGGAGUCAAGCAGUGAAAGUUCUACCUGGGCUCCAGGUGGAGAGGACAGUCCCCCAUUUUUGCAAAAUAGCAAGACACUGAUGAGGAGUCAAAAUGAUGUGGAAAGGUCAAACCACCCUGGAUGUUCUGGACAUAACGAUUUGUUGGACCAACAGCAUGAGCAUGAAGUUCAGAGAAGCUGCCACUAUGAUAUCCCAAGUGCCUAUUUCACACCUCGGGGCUUAAAACUCAGGCAUUCAUUUGCAGAUGAGGGUACUGAUCUACUACUUCAGAAGACAAGGGGGACUCGGGAGACUUCUGCUGACGAAGUAACCAAUGUGCUGAAAAAUGAUGGCAGCCCUUGUACAGUGGAUGUGUUAGAAGCAGAAAGAUCAUGGGAUAAUGUUCCUAUUGGUUUGAAAACUCCAGUACCUGUGUGUUGUGAGGAGGAGACCUUUCUGCAAACCCCCAAAGCAGGCAUUGUUAAUGAAUUUUUGGAAGAUUGUUUAAAGAAUGUCGGCCAGUUCCAGGAGGACACAUUUUCUGGAGGCAAUCAUCAUGGCCCUGUGGAAGCUUUGAAGCUAAUGCUGUUUAAUCUUCAAGCAGUUCAGCACAGCUUUAACCAGAACACAACUGCUGGACAAAAAGAGGAAUUGAAGAAAACUUUUUUAGAUGAAGAUGAGGAAUUUGAACUGCAUGAUCAUGAUAUCAUCCCUGUAGAAAAGUCACUUCAGAGGGCUUUACAUCAUUUAUAUCGACUUAAAGGUCUGGUUGAUGAUACAAGUGGCGAAGAAUAACCAAAAAACCAGUUAUCAAGACAUGAAGCAUACAUUGUUAUAAAUUUGUGAACUGGGGGAAAUUCCUAGGGCAGUCUCUUAAUCAAGACCUGGACAUUCAUGGGAUAAAUACUUAUCAGACUUGAGCGUAUGCCUACCACUUCAGCUCAACUGUGGUUUGAUGGAUGUUCUCUGUUGAAAAAAAAUUGACUUUUCAAAAACUUGCCCAAGCUCAUUGAAUGGGCUGGUGGCACUGAGUGGAAUUUGGGGCUCCCUCUUCUUCUCCACUCCCACAAGCAACUGACUUCAUCCGCGCUGUAUGCCAUAAGAAGCCUUUGCAAGUGCCCUGCGUUCUGUGCAGCAUGAGCUGCUUGGGGAAAGCCAACUCGAAAGCCCUGCUUGAAUUCUCAGGUUUCACUGUUCUCUAGCACAACAGAGACAAGGAUCCAAAGGAUUAAGUGUCACCCACAGGCUAUCAAAGCUAACCUUGGGAAUGCAGCAAAUCAAGAUCAUCAAACGAGAAUGUCACAACAGCCUUAUUACAGAAAUUGCUUUUUGUUUGUCGAUUUACUGUGUUUACAUGGGUGGGAAGGUGAUCUUCAGAAUACAAGCUGCUUUCCUUUCACUUUUAAUCAUGCUUGGCAUCAUAGGAUUAAAUUUCAGCAUAGUAAAACAUAUACCCGAGGUUUCUAGGAUGGCACAUUCUGGGAAACCAUAAUAGUCAAGCUGUGAUGUCUCCCGCUCUCUGCCUGGAAGUGCUAUGCUAUAGGCUUGGGAAACUAUGAUGAAAUCCAGGAGUUUUCAUAGAAAUGUGUAUUACAGCUCUUUGUUCUUGAGAAUGAGGGCAGUUAAAAAUGUAAGUUCUCACAAAGUAUACCCAUAUGAAGCUGCUCAAAUAUCUUUAAAAGUGCCUUUUUCCCACAUAGGUUGGAAUAUCAUUUGUUACCCCAAGACUGCGGGAAUAUUUUUUAAAAAUGUAUAAAGAUUGAUGCUGCUGGUGCCAGGCACUUGGCUAUAUUUUCAGCUAAUGUUACCAUCCCUAAUCCUUGGUCUUGAAUAAAAAAAUGUUCAGCCUCUCUUUCAGUGCAACCCUAAGCAUGCCUGUUCUGCUGUCUAACUGAGGGUCUACCAUCAUGGGCUUGUGGAGUUUAGCCUGUGCUGAAAUUUUAAUGCCCAAAUUUCUAGCUCUUGGUCUCAUGAAUGAAGGGCAUUCUUCAUCUAACUUUUGAGCUACUUGGGUAAUGGAUACUAUGGGUUGCAGGUUGUGUUUGGGGCUGCAGCCAAGAGGUGCUUCCCAAACAAAAAAACGUGUGCGCUGUUUUUGGAAACCAGUUUGAGUUGCCUGUUUAUAAAGCAAAAAACAAAACAAAAACCCUGCUCUUUGAUGUGCUGAAGGAGUAUAUGAAUUGUCCUUAAGUUGGAUCAGAAACCUGAGCAUCAGCUGAACAAUAUUUGUGUGCUUUUUCAAAUCUGGGGGGGGGGGGCUUUGAGAAAACAAGACACAUGGGUAAGAUGUUCAACAUGCUAAAUGAAAGUUUUGCUUUUCCACCCCCAGGCUUUGCUUAGAAGCCUUCCUGGUAUGUUGCAUUAAUGGAUCUUUCUCUAAUCCAAUAGAGCACUAGGCAAGGAGAGAAGGUUGUUCCACAAAAUCCACAGGGAAUCUAAUUACAUGCAGUGAGUUCCUUUUGUCUUAAAUUUCAUAGCCAACAUAUUAAUUAUAUAAUUUCAUAUAUUUCAUAUUUCAUUGGCCAAAGUAUUUUUUACCUUAUCCUUCAGCCAGAAAGGUUCAUAUAGUGAUUUACAUAAAUUCAGCAAAACAUGGACAGU